Lipotes vexillifer (Yangtze River dolphin) is the source of this 775-nucleotide messenger RNA. It is a transcript of the gene CD53, whose product is annotated as CD53 molecule. The transcript is spliced from 8 exons. The record is from RefSeq and is a predicted model, not a curated record. NCBI's taxonomy places the organism in Eukaryota, Metazoa, Chordata, Mammalia, Artiodactyla, Lipotidae. Gene Ontology annotation, cellular component: plasma membrane. The coding region runs from base 116 to 775 and encodes 219 amino acids.
ACAAAUAGCCCUGACAUCCGUGUUACCAGACUUGUCUCGGCGCCUCAUUGAUAAUCACAGAUUCUGCCUAAAGGACUGAGGAAAAGAGCCUGCAAAAGGACAAGAAUAUCUCAGCAUGGGCAUGAGUAGCUUGAAAUUGCUGAAGUAUGUCCUGUUUUUCUUCAAUUUGAUCUUUUGGCUCUGUGGCUGUUGCAUUUUGGGCUUUGGGAUCUACCUGCUGAUCCAUAACAACUUUGGAGUGCUCUUCCAUAACCUCCCCUCUCUCACGCUGGGCAAUGUGCUUGUCAUCGUGGGUUCCAUUAUCAUGGUGGUUGCCUUCCUGGGCUGCAUGGGAUCCAUCAAGGAGAAUAAGUGCCUGCUUAUGUCGUUCUUUGUCCUGCUGCUGAUUAUCCUCCUUGCUGAGGUGACCUUGGCCAUCCUGCUCUUCGUGUAUGAACAGAAGCUGAAUGACUAUGUGGCUAAGGGUCUGACUGACAGCAUCCAGCAAUAUUACUCAGACAACAGCACCAAGGCGGCAUGGGACUCCAUCCAGUCAUUUCUGCAAUGUUGUGGUGUAAAUGGCACGAGUGAUUGGAUGGGCAGCCCACCAGCAUCUUGUCCCUCAGACCCACAAGUUAAGGGUUGCUAUGUAAAAGCAAAACUGUGGUUUCACUCCAAUUUCCUGUAUAUCGGAAUCAUCACUAUCUGUGUAUGCGUGAUCCAGGUAUUGGGGAUGUCCUUUGCACUGACAUUGAACUGCCAGAUUGACAAAACCAGCCAGGUCCUAGGAUUAUGA